Molecule: messenger RNA, 883 nt
Organism: Magallana angulata
Lineage: Eukaryota; Metazoa; Mollusca; Bivalvia; Ostreida; Ostreidae
Product: proteasome assembly chaperone 3-like
Exons: 4
Coding region: 297-677 (126 amino acids)
Biological process (GO): proteasome assembly
Source: RefSeq, a predicted model, not a curated record
AGUAAAUUUUCAUACAAUUGAACAUAAUGUUUUGCUGUAUUGCCUAGAAAUAUACUGGAGUAUAGAAAUGAAAAUGGAAAAUUUUGGGCAAGCACAAAAAUGGUAUUGGCAGUUUUAAUAUGGGAAGCAACUGGAAAAGAAACCUUUUCUGCAUUUGGAAUUAAAAAAAGGCCAAUUGUAAAAUUAUUGCUAUAAUAGCGUUGUUGAUUUUCCAAGACUGUUAUUUGUUAAAGGAAGGUAAAUGAAAUCGAUCUUGCGAACGAAUAGUUCUAUGAAUGAGUUAACAAUAUAAUAAUAUGGCGGCGCCCAUGGAUGCAGGUGGUGUUUUCCCUAUUAAAAGUAAACAGGUAGCUGUUGACUUGGAUGGCGAAGCAACUGAAGUACUGUGUUGUCAUUAUGAAGACUACGAUUUCAUCAUAGCUACUCAGCUGAAUAAAAUGGGAACAAUGGUAGAGGUUACAAGGGAUGUAGUUCUCCAGGAAAUAUCAGCGGCCAGACCGUCGUACACAACACGAGUUCUGCUGGGAGUGGAUGAGCCACUUACCCAUGUCAUUGCCAAGAACCUUCUAUCAAAGCUAGAUACCACCAAAAAAGUUCUCUUGUCCUUCUCCCUGAAAGACAACUCACCAAAAGUCAUUCAACGAUUGAGUGAUGUCAUCAAAACAGUUGUAGAGUGACCUCAACAUAAGGGGACAUAAUCUGUAUAGUCCUCACCAAGGAUAGCAGCACUAUCCACCUCUCAAGUGGUGUCUCAAGAACACAUCUGUGUGACACUGGCCAAAGAGAAAGUUCUGUCCUGUCUCUCAGUUGAGGAAAUGCAAGACAUUGAGUUACUGCUCUUGAGUUGUAUAUUUCAUUUCUGUGCAAUACAAGGAAAAUUCUA